Sphaerulina musiva SO2202 is the source of this 1134-nucleotide messenger RNA. RefSeq lists its product as uncharacterized. Lineage: Eukaryota; Fungi; Ascomycota; Dothideomycetes; Mycosphaerellales; Mycosphaerellaceae. The record is from RefSeq and is a predicted model, not a curated record. The transcript is spliced from 4 exons. The coding region runs from base 1 to 1134 and encodes 377 amino acids.
AUGCUCAAGUCAUUGGCCAUCAUUGCCACCUGCAUCCUUCUGGCCAACACUGUGGCAGUGCCUAUAUACACUCUUGGAGACAACGAGCCACCUGAACAAUGGAGACCAAGCGCGGCAGGUCUUCCUAAAUACAUUCCACCUACUCCAGCUCGACCUCCCUACCAGCCGCAUGGCCCUAUUCCGGACUCGGAACUAUCAGAGCCACCUGUCAUGCCUCUUCCCGCAGGCCUAAGUCCUCAAGCCACAGCUGGUAUUGCAUCUCUUCGGGCCAUGUUCAAAAGCUCGAAAGACGUGGAUCACUCUUCCUUGCCUGCCUCGGCUGUCAAUGCACCUUCGCAGUUCACUCGUGCGGCAGAUUUUACUGAUCUCGGCUGGACACAGACUGUUGAAGAUAAUUUCAAACUUGUCAAUUUUGGUUUGGAAACUGCUUUCGGUGAUCUGGGAAUCAGCAGUGAUCCAAGGUUUUGGAAGAGGGUGGUCCAGACACAUUCUCGCGAUGGUCAGAGAAAUGGGCAAACGUACAAGAAGUCAGGUGCAAUGGCAACAAACAUAUUCAAUCCGCAGCAAGGCGUCAUCGUCACUGGAUCCCUUCUAGGUAAUGUGGACUUCAUUGACGCCUUGGUCCAGCAAGGCUCCAGUACUCGGAUGGCGGAAGUGUCGCCUCUGCGUUACUGGCACGACCUUUGCUACCUCGCCUGGGCAUCCUUGAAUGGUGGGAAUGCUCCGCAACGCAAGGCAAUCACUCACAUCUUCUACCACGAUGUCCAAGAUGCAGAGAUGCGACGUCUGCUCACCUUGCUGGUGGACUUCAGACGUCAGCGAGGUUAUGACCGCACGUGGCCUUUGCCACCCACAUGGCAAGGUGUCAUGAUCAAGCAUGCCGAGGAUAAAAGACAAAUUCCUCAGGCAGCUGCGGUGCUUGACAUCUUCAAGGAAAUUACAAAGUUCAUCACCACUCAUGAGCCGGCUAAUAUGCUCGGGGACAAAGGCAUCGACAGGAUUCAUAUUUUCGCGUGUCCUCAGUAUUUCCCCGAUGGACGGGAAAAGGUUGGAGUCUGCACUGCUGAGUGCAUGUGCUACUAUUACUCUGCUGCUGAGAUACUAUUUCCUAUUGGUGUUGGCGAGUUUGUCUGA